GUCGCUUUCUUCCUUCUGCAAGCAAUUUUCCUGUUCGGAAAAAAAUGCCUGACGACAACGAGCCUGAGCACACCGCGUCUGCAGGUGGAGAGCAGGCGACAGGGGCAAACUCCAGUCAACGACCAGAAGAACCAGCAACUGCGGUACAAGCCACUGCGUCGGGCUCGGAGCCCCAGGCGGCCAGCAUUGGCAUUCUCCCUGCGGACCACUGGGCCCAGGUUUCCCAGGCCCAUCCCGCAGAUGAUAACGACGCUGAGUCGGCGUUGGGGAGCGAUGCUGCUUCUACAACCGCAUCCCUGACCUCGGACAUUCUUCGUUACAGAACAAUCUUAGGCCGCACGUACCACAGCGAGGUGGGGAACGCUCGGUACUGGGGUUCCAAUGACGAACAACAGAACGAGUCAAUGGAUAUCAACCACCAUACCCUUACUCUUGGGUGCGGAGGGAAACUCUACCUGGCGCCGCUGGAAAAAGACAAGGUGCAGAAAGCCGUGGAUAUUGGAACCGGAACCGGCAUUUGGGCCAUCGAUUUCGCCGACGAGUUUCCUGGCGCAGAGGUGAUCGGCACGGACAUCUCGCCGAUACAGCCUACAUGGGUUCCACCAAAUCUAAAAUUUGAGAUUGAGGAUUGCACUGGCGAAUGGACCUUUCAGCCUGAGUCUCUCGAUUACAUCCAUCUGCGAUGGCUGCUCGGUAGUAUUUUCGACUGGACAGCGCUUUUCAAGCAAGCCUAUAGAUGCUGCCGGCCUGGCGGCUGGGUCGAGAGCUUUGAAGCUAUGUCGCGGGUUGAAAGCGAUGACGGCACGGUCAAGGAAGACUCAGCCAUGGGUCAGUGGGGCAAGUUCUUUGAUGAGGGGGGGAAGAAGAUAGGGAUGUCCUUCACGGUUGUUGAGGAUGGUAUUCAGCGGAAAGCUAUGGAAGAGGCAGGAUUCACUGACAUAGCGGAACACACCUUCAAGGUUCCCCUCGGCAGCUGGCCCAAAGAUCCACAGAUGAGAAAGAUUGGCCAAUUUGCCCAGCUUGUGCUUGAAACGGACGUGGAGGGCUAUAUUUUAUUCAUGGCCAACACCAUCGGCUGGAGUAGGACCGAGAUCCAGGUUUAUGUUGCGCAGCUGCGGCGCGAGAUACGCCUAGGGAAAAACCAUGGUUACUACCGACAAAGGAUUGUCUGGGGUCGGAAACCAGUGAAUUGAGACAGGAACGAAGGCACUCGUGCAACCAUAGGUAUUGACAUUUACAAGAAUUGGAGCUUGGCCCUCCUCGUAUGGCCCAGCUAGCCUAGAUCUCCACAUCCGCUCCCUGGCGCACAGCCCUCUCGUGGGUUUCGAAAUGGG
Molecule: messenger RNA, 1334 nt
Organism: Phialemonium atrogriseum
Lineage: Eukaryota; Fungi; Ascomycota; Sordariomycetes; Cephalothecales; Cephalothecaceae
Product: S-adenosyl-L-methionine-dependent methyltransferase
Exons: 9
Coding region: 45-1193 (382 amino acids)
Molecular function (GO): methyltransferase activity
Source: RefSeq, a predicted model, not a curated record